This is a messenger RNA of Nicrophorus vespilloides, 1247 nucleotides long. RefSeq names its product alpha-aminoadipic semialdehyde synthase, mitochondrial-like. Gene Ontology annotation, molecular function: saccharopine dehydrogenase activity. The transcript is spliced from 2 exons. Gene Ontology annotation, cellular component: cytoplasm. The record is from RefSeq and is a predicted model, not a curated record. The coding region runs from base 90 to 1196 and encodes 368 amino acids. NCBI's taxonomy places the organism in Eukaryota, Metazoa, Arthropoda, Insecta, Coleoptera, Silphidae.
GUUCCUAUUUGAAUGCUUUGGAAAAUCACAACGGCCUCCAAGAGCUCAUCGCUAAAUCAGAUAUUGCCGUUUCUAUCCUUCCGGCUAAUAUGCAUCACGUCGUUGCUAAAGCUUGCAUCGAUCAGAAAAUCAACAUGGUCACCGCCAGUUACGUUUCGGACGCAAUGAAAGAAUUGCAUAAUGAAGCAGUUGAAGCUGGAGUCACCAUCCUCAAUGAAAUCGGUUUGGACCCUGGCAUCGAUCAUCUCUUAGCUCUGGAAUGCAUUGAUGAUGUUAAGGCUAUGGGCGGUAGAGUGACGUCCUUCGAAUCCUUCUGCGGCGGUCUCCCAGCACCGGAAUUCAGCGACAACCCUCUCAGAUACAAAUUCUCUUGGUCACCAAGAGGUGCUUUGCUAAACACCCUCUCAUCCGCUAGAUAUUUGCGUAAAGGACAAGUCGUGGAAAUUAGUGAAGGCGGUGAGCUGAUGGCUGCUACUAAGUCAUUAGAUUUCCUACCUGGCUUCAGCUUGGAAGGUUUCCCCAACAGAGACAGCACAGCGUACACCAAUUACUACGGUAUCCCAGACGCUUUGACCGUUCUUCGUGGAACCAUCCGUUACACCGGUUUCGCUGAGGCCGCGAGAACGUUGCAGCUUCUCGGAUUAUUGGACCCCAAACCGCAUCCAUACUUGCACACCCAAGGACCAGAUAUGACGUGGAGAGGACUGAUCUGCCAAAUUCUGGGAUUCGAAGACACCACCAUUUUGCCUGAGAACUUGAAGCAGAAGAUCACCGAACGCACCGGCAGCGAAUUCGCCGUCGAACUUUUGGAAGAACUCGAGCUUCUCAGCGACGAAAAGGUUGCUAAAUACGGAACACCACUUGACACCUUGACACAAUAUUUGGCCAACAAAUUGGCAUUGGGACCGCAAGAAAGGGAUCUUGUAAUCUUGAGGCACGACAUUGGUAUUAUGUGGCCGGACAACAGGAAGGAAGUCAGAGGAGUAAACUUUGUAGUCUACGGUGACGCUGAAGGACAUUCCGCAAUGGCAAAGACCGUUGGUUUCCCCGCAGCCAUCGCUACCAAAAUGAUCCUCGAUGGUGAGAUUCAACACAAAGGUAUCAUUCUUCCAUUUACUUCCGACAUAUACAGGCCAAUUUUGUCCAGGUUGAGGAACGAAGGACUCAACAGCACUGAAACUUCCAAAUUUUUCUAAAAAGUUAAUUUAAUUAUAUUUUCUAAGAAAUACGCUUUUUAAAUAAUAAAG